AUGACUUCCCGUGUCACAGUUCAACAGGUUAUGGGCCGCACUUCGGCUUAUAUUAAUCUUACUUCCUCUGAAAAACUCACUCCUCUCAACUAUCAUGUCUGGGCUACCAAAAUUCUUUUGGGUCUUCGUGCUAUGAAUAAUGGUGUCCAUCUUUAUGUCGAAGCUGGUACUGUCAAUCCAGCUGCUAAUGAAUCCCUCGAAGACCUCACCGCCUCGCUUGAUACCGUCGUCCAUGAUGUCAUCCUCAACAACAUUUCUCCUGAGUUGAUCGAACAUGUUAAUGAUGUGGCCAUUAGAGGCCGUGACCUCUGGCUUUAUCUUCAUCAGGAGUAUAGUCAACUUCAACCCGCCGAUGUCAUCUCACUUAUGAAAUCCCUCUAUGCUGGCAAUAUUGAUGUUGGUCCAAAGUUUGUUUCUUCUGUUCGUUCUUAUGUUGCUACCUGGCGUUCCAUCUACCAAUCAUUGUCGCCUGAUUCGGUUGUGGCCUUCAACGCUUUGGCCUCAAUGGGUCCCAAUUGUGAGCGCUUCAUCCAGUACGCCUUGGAGCACCGCUUUGAUAGUAACAACAAUACUGACAACCUUGAUAUCAACAACUUCAUCCGGAACACUGAUAAAUGGGCCAAGCGUGGUCAUACUUCCAACAAUUGUCAUGUCUCUUGGGAAGAGGUUCAGGCUGCUCGCCAAGAUAAUAAGGAUGACAAGGAAUCUAAGGAGGCUAAAACCUCAAGAGGUUGGUUUGCUGAGACUAUUGAUGAAUUUUCUGAGAUAGUUGAUGAUGAUCCAUUUGUGAGUUCCGCUUUUGUGUCCGAGACAUCUGUUGUUUCUGAAAAGUUUGGUAACAGUUGUCCGAGACUUGAUAUUGAUUCAGUUGGUAAACCGUUUGUUGGUUCCACUGAUGAUUCUUGUUUUAUUUCUGAACCGUAUGUCGGUUCUACUGUUGUUUGUUUGGAGUCUGAACCGUGUGUCAGUUCAGCUCCUAUUUGUUUUGAUUCUGAAUCGUUGGUCGAUUCGGAUAUUGUUCCUUUUGAUUCUGAACCGUUGGUCGGUUCUUCUUUUAUUUCUUGUUCUGAUUCUAAACCGUUGGUCGGUUCUGAUGAUGAUAUUGUCUUACCUUCUUUUGAUUUUUUGGUGGAUUCAAUUACUGAACCUUCUCCGCCUAUUGUUAAACCUAUUGUUACACCAAAAUCCCGUUUUUUGUUGAACAGCUAA
Messenger RNA from Magnusiomyces paraingens, 1209 nucleotides. RefSeq lists its product as uncharacterized. The record is from RefSeq and is a predicted model, not a curated record. The transcript has 3 exons. Bases 1 to 1209 code for a protein of 402 amino acids. Lineage: Eukaryota; Fungi; Ascomycota; Dipodascomycetes; Dipodascales; Dipodascaceae.